Exaiptasia diaphana is the source of this 2356-nucleotide messenger RNA. RefSeq lists its product as uncharacterized. The record is from RefSeq and is a predicted model, not a curated record. The coding region runs from base 263 to 1930 and encodes 555 amino acids. The transcript is spliced from 2 exons. Gene Ontology annotation, molecular function: phosphoric diester hydrolase activity. NCBI's taxonomy places the organism in Eukaryota, Metazoa, Cnidaria, Anthozoa, Actiniaria, Aiptasiidae. Gene Ontology annotation, biological process: lipid metabolic process.
AAAUUGAGUAUGGAAAACUGGUCUUGCAAUAUCUAUAGGCAUUACGGUCUGACAGUCCACUGUUAAAAGGUAAAGUGGGAUUUACGGGUAUUUCCUCGUAAUCUGCAAGAACUUGCUUGCGUGGUUUGGCGGGUAUCGAGCAAAUACCGUGACCUCAAAAAUAUUCCACAAACAGCAGGGAUUGUUGUUGAUAAAAGUGGCUUUGUUUWUAACUACAGCAAGCUACAAAUAACGCUGUUUGGKUCUUGCAGUCAGCAUAGCCAUGGUCGUCUUUCUGGUSAUUGUAAUUGUGUGUCUGGUAAACUGCCYCAGCUUUACUUCAUSCUCCAACUCCACAACRAUWAUAUCAGUCGAACCUGAAGCUGAACGACAAUAUUUUAACUACUUUCGACAUUAUAAUGUGGAAAGUCCUUUAAAAGACUAUCUUUCUUCUCCUAGACAAGUAUACAUCAUUUCCAAAGCUGCAGAAUUUGCUGUCAAUCAUUAUAAAAAUGGUCGAUUUAGUCUGCGCGGACUAYUAUCAAUCCAGAACCACGACAAAUUAUACAAACUUAGARCUCUUUUACAUGACAAGAGAACAGCRAAACUCAAAGAAAAAGUGUUUGAAGUAAUUAUCGCAGAGCGUCGAGAUGGCAAGUAUGUGGUUCAAACUGAUGUGGCAAAAGAUAAGCGAUCUUCACUUGAUGAAAAUCAAAAUGCAACCUGUGAUAAACUAAGUACAUUAGCRAACUGUUCCAGUUGUGGAUUUAAUGGCAUAUGCCACAAAGGUGCAUCGCAUCUCUCUCCUUGGUUAUCAUUUGCGCUCAAGACUCAGCGAGCUYUACAAGUGAAUAUAUCGUUCAUCAAAGUUCAAAUGUUGGCUGCGCAUAAUGCGUUUAACGAUCGAGCUGACGGCUAUGGCAUUGCUGAUGACUGUCCCUGGCCYCCACCAUACAAAACWGARUGCAUUGACCUUGCCAAUCAAGAAUUUAGCUUUACUGAUCAGCUCAACAUGGGAAUAAGAGCCAUAGAAAUAGACCCAUGGUGGUGUUUCGGGAAAAUAAGGAUGAGCCACGCCCAUGAYUACGCCUACUUAGGRUGUGGCCCUUGGGACAGAGAAUUUAAAGACGGUAUUCAAGAAAUUGCUGAGUGGAAAAAACGUCCAGAAAACAGCCAUGAAAUCAUUCGCUUGUAUUUAGAAGACGGAGAAAGCCACACUCGUGGUCACGACGACUUAGUCAAUGGACCAAUAGGAGAGCACUUUGGUGACAUGGUCUUAACACCACGUGAUCUUAAGGAGCAUUUUGGCGGGAAAUGGCCGACACCUUUUCAAAUGAAUCAGUUAGGCAAAACUGUGGUGAUUUCUGUAGSAAAYGARUACAAUCAUCAAGGAAAGUUUAUUCACAMAGGAUAUUGGCRUGAAAUAACAACAAAGAACUUCCAGUCCUAYAGUGGAUGCGAAGCUAUGACGCACGUAAAGAGCCCCGUACGUGUGUACAGUGAUAGUACAAAAUAUGGUCCCUUUUGGAACGGACCAUCAAAAACAGGGACCGUUAUGAAYUAUAUGGAUUAUUUGAAAUGUGGYGUCRUUUAUCCUGCCGCUGACCAAGUGAAUCCACAGUUAAUCAACACAGCGGUAUUCACAUGGGCUGAAAAAGARCCCCGAGURCGCCUUUCUCWGGAUACCUGUGUUAUUGUUAGCGCAAAGGACAAGCGAUGGUAUGUUGAGCCGUGCGAAUCAUUUAAAGCGUUUGCUUGUAGAAGUAAAGACRGYAAUCGAUGGGUUGUUAGCACUGAGAUUGCACCCUAUUCUAAYGUUAUGUGUCCUGAAGGAUUCCAGUUUAGCAUACCACACAAUGCAYAUGAMCAUUAUAAGUUAUCAGAUGAAUUGACUGAUCAAGAUGUCUGGGUUGAUUUUACACCGUACGCUACAUGGUUAGUUGAUCAUUGAAAGCGAGAUUCCUGUGGAAAAAUGAAGAAUAAUUCCUUGAAUUAUUAUAUACACAUGACAUAACAAUAUAUCUAGUACGAAGAUAUAAAUGCUAAACUGAUAUCAUGGACAUUAAUUUUUAUAUGGAACAUUCAGCGCUGCUUGAUGGGGUGUACAAUGGAGACGCGCUAACAUCAGAAAGAAAACAUUACUGAUUUUCCACAAUAUAAGAUUGAUAUAUCGAUCAAAAAAAUAUUAAUAAAAUUAGCCUUCUAUCACCUUUUUUGUAACGACAAAGAAUCCAGUUCGGAUUUGCUAAGGCAAUGAAAAGUUGAUAGUCUGACUUAUAAGACUUGUUUUUUUUUAACAUACGAUUUGUGUAUUCUUUUAGAUUCUGCAAUUGUAAUUGGAUGAAUUUUUGCAAUAAAAAGACUAAAUUCCUUUUAA